This is a messenger RNA of Acyrthosiphon pisum (pea aphid), 2086 nucleotides long. RefSeq names its product balbiani ring protein 3-like. The transcript has a single exon. The record is from RefSeq and is a predicted model, not a curated record. Bases 270 to 2054 code for a protein of 594 amino acids. NCBI's taxonomy places the organism in Eukaryota, Metazoa, Arthropoda, Insecta, Hemiptera, Aphididae.
GUAUUUUCAAUGACGAUUCAUAACCUAUACUGAUUUUGCCUAAAUCGUGUUUGCGAUCACACGCGUCUAUUGUCAAUAAUAUUUUCAUCAUUGAUCAUUGUUUUUCCUCGCGAGUUGUCAAUAUUGUUACUGCGAACUCGGGCGGUUCAUCGUUUUAUCGGUACUCAUUCUUAAAUUUCACGAGUGAUCAUUUCGUGUUUUCGUCAACUUGCGCGUAGAACAACUACUCGACUGUACGUUUGAAGCGGACGUCGUCGGACACCGAAAAAAUGUACCAACUACCCAGCCUGGCGAAAAUGGCGUACCACGCGUGCAACAACAUCGAACGUGACAAGUUUGACUUGCUAGACACACCGGACGUCAGUGUGCGAAAUUGUUGCGAGGCGCUGUUCGAAUUAAUCAGAGUCGACAAAAACCAAGACGAGCAGAACGAUAGGCAGACAAUGUUCAGUCGGUCCCGGUUCGACAUCAAUGACGAUAUGUUUCAACACAUAUGCGAGAAGGCAGCGUACAACGGGCACUUGGAUUGCCUGAAACUAGCACACGAGAUUGGCGUCCCUUGGGAUACCGAGCUUGUAGUAUUUCCCGAUUUAAAAGGUUAUGUGUGUGAUCUGGCGGCGGGAUCGGGCAAUCUGGACUGCCUGAAAUACGCACGGGAAAACGGGUGCCGGUGGGGCGGGAGUACGUGCAUGAAAGCAGCGUCUAACGGUCACCUGGCGUGCCUGGCUUACGCCCGGGAAAACGGGUGCUGCUGGAACGAGGAUACGUGCAGAGCCGCAGCGUCCAAUGGUCACCUGGCGUGCCUGACUUACGCGCGGGAAAACGGGUGCCCGUGGGGCUUUGAGACGUGCGAUGAAGCAGCUUAUUACGGUCACCUGGAGUGCCUGGCUUACGCAAUUGAAAACGGUUGCCGCCGCGACGUGGAAGUAUGCAGCGGGGCAGCAUUUGGUGGUCAGUUGGAAUGCCUGAAAUACUUACAUGAAAAUGGCUGCCCGUGGAACGAGUAUACAUGCACCGUCGCCGCAUUAUUCGGUCAUCUGGAGUGUCUGAAAUACGCACGGGAAAACGGGUGCCCGUGGACCGAAAAAACGUGCAGAAGCGCAGCGAAGAACGGUCACCUUGAGUGCCUGAAGUAUGCACGGGAAAACGGGUGCCCGUGGAACGAAAAAACGUGCAGUAGCGCAGCACAGUACGGUAAUCUGGAAUGCCUGAUGUACGCACGUGAAAACGGGUGCCCGUGGAACCGCUACACGUGCAACAACGCAGCAAACGGUGACCAUUUUGACUGCCUGGUGUACGCCCACGAGGGUGGGUGCGAGUGGGACAUUGUAAAUUUCUUGGAUGAGUCAAGGUACAGCCACUCGAAAUGCGCUGAAUACGCUCGCGAAAUAUGGUCCCGGGACACCAAAUACUGUCACACUGACUGUCUUCUGUACGCACGAGAAAACCAAUGCUCCUGGGACGAGUCGACGUGCAAAAAAGCCGCGUUGAUCGGUCACCUGGAGUGCUUGAAAUACGCUCGGGAAAACGGGUGCCCGUGGACCGAGGACACGUGCAGAAGCGCAGCGCAGAACGGUCAUCUGGAGUGCUUGAAGUACGCUCGGGAAAACGGGUGCCCGUGGACCGAGGACACGUGCAGAAGCGCAGCACAGAACGGUCAUCUGGAGUGCCUGAUGUACGCACGGGAAAACGGGUGCCCGUGGACCGAGGACACGUGCAGAAGCGCAGCGCAGAACGGUCACCUGGAGUGCCUAAAGUACGCUCGGGAAAAUGGGUGCCCGUGGACCGAGGACACGUGCAGAAGCGCAGCACAGUACGGAAACCUGGAGUGCCUGAUAUACGCUCGGGAAAACGGGUGCCCGUGGACCGAGGACACGUGCAACUACGCAGCAAACUGUGAACAUUUUGACUGUCUGGUCUACGCCUACGAGGGAGGGUGCCAUUGGGACAUUCUACAUUUCUUGGAUGUGUCAAGGUACAGCCACUCGAAAUGCGCUGAAUACGCCCGCGAAGUAUUGUCCCGGCAGCGCCGUCAUCUCUUCGACAAUUUAUAGAAUAUCUUUUCACCAAUUUUUUUUUACCCAAC